AUGCCUGCCCCCGAUCUUCGGGCUCAAUGGAUCAUUGAAGUGGUAUCCAUGUACCUGCAGUAUUCCCAGGUUGAUAUUGAAUGCCUGAUAGUCGACGGAGGGCAGUACUCUCCCCUGCUCCACAGCUUUUUCGAUUGUACCUUGAACCAUCCUGCACUCUAUUUCUAUACACAUACAGAAACAGGACAGCUCAUAAUAGCCUCAGAUCCUCCCCAAGCGACAGCAAAGUAUCUUCUCUACAUGGUUCACAGACCCCUCGGGGAUGACCAGGGCUUCUCACCCAUUCAAGAGCCCGAGGGGCCCGAUGGGCCAUAUGCCGACCUUACCGAUGAGGUUCGGUGUGAAAUAUCCCAACGCCUUGAUAUUUCUUUGAUUUCUGGCAAUGUCCUGAGCUCUCUUGCAACUUCUCUCCAGAAUCAGUAUUCCCCGCUGGUAUCUGCGGGAGACCCCGAAAUAAUGUUUCAGUCGCGUAAGCUGGCUGUUGCUGCUAGCGCCGCGGAUGCACAGCUUUGCUCCAAGUAUGUUAUUGAGGUCCCCAACUUGGACAUUAGCGACCCGCGGGUUGCUGCUCAAGACGCAGCGAUCGUUUCAACGGUUCAGCGGCUCUUUGAAGAGUGGGUUCAAGUCCUGCAAGCAGCAAUGGAAGAGUAUGACCGGCUAAAUCCUGCUGGCGACCUUCCGAUGGCAGAGUUGGAGAGCUGGCGGAAAAAGUCGGCUCUUCUCUCUAAUCUUUACGAAGACUUGUGCUCACCACAGUUCAAAAAGCUCUUUGCUGUUCUGGAGUAUUCGCAUGCCACUGUAUUCAGCGGCUUCAGUCUUUUGCGCCAAGAUGUUGCACGCGCCUGUCUGGAGGCCAAGGACAAUGCCAGAUUUCUUAGCACACUAGAGCGUCACUUCAAGAUGAUCAGCAGGUCGCCUCUUCCAGCACUUUCAGAAACUAUUACUAGUCUUUACGCAGCCUUGCGCAUGGUCUGGACUAUAUCGCGCUACUAUAAUACGGAGGACAGACUCCUUCCGCUGAUGCAUCGUAUUGCAAAGCACAUUACGGCUAGAGUUCGCUCGUCGAUCAACAUCAAAGAGCUAUUCUCCAGUAGCUCUCGGAACGCGGCCAUACUUAGUGGAUUGGCUGGCCAGAAUUUCUACGGCCAAGGUGCCAUCGAGGCCCUUGCCACCAACGCCAGCGAGGCCCUCGGCAGCAGUACUUUUAUGGAUGCUGGGAGACGGUCCUUAACGAAAGUAUCUAGCUCCCAGAUCAUUCCAACAACUUCUACAAGCGAUAAUUACACUCCCAUUGAUAUACUUCAUGCAGCUGGGCAGGUUCUUACCAAGUGGAAGGCCCAGUACAAUGAAACUAAGCAGAAGAUAGAGGAAUCAACAACAGACACAAAGCGCUGGGAGCUCGACAAGCGCGUCCUCUUCGGGGAGACAGAUUUUCAUUUGGCCCGCGUGGAGACGCUGAUUGGUUGCGUCCAGUCCGUCAUGGAAUUUUCGCAAAUUAUCUCCCCUGACGUGCAGCGCGUCAUAGGGGAUCAAUCUGGAUUACGUGAAGUCAGGAAAGCUAUUUCCGAGCUUCCGAGUGAGCUUAUUGCGUUUGAUCAGAAGAUUUGGUCUCCGUCUCACACUACGGAAUUUGAAGCGCUCCUCAGUAACUUUAAAGCAAAAGUAUCCCAAACGGAAGUUAAGGCUUUCUCAUAUAUUGACAGGUCGUUCAAACGCCUGCGUGAUGUGUCCAGCGGUCUCGAACUGGUUAGCCGUCUGAGCCUCAAAACUGCUUCCGACACCUCUGAAGCACGGGGGACAGCAGCUACAACGAUAUUAUCCAACCAUAUGAGCGGAAAGAUCGAGGAGACCCUUCGCCAAUAUUGCGAGGAGCUCCAGCGAUCAAUAAAGGAAUUUGAGCUCAAAAAGGAUCAGCCACCGAUUGGGAUAGAUCUACCUCCACUUGCCGCUAGCGUGGUCUGGGCCCGAUCUCUCUUUGUCGCUGUUAAAGAACCGUAUAGAAUCAUGCGUCAAUUGGGAGACGACGUGCUAAAGGCUUCUCAGGCUGCCGCUGAAGCUACUGCUCUUUUCAACGAGCUUGCGAGCAACCUCAGGACGUUCGAGCAGAAGCGUUUUCAAGCAUGGCGUGUUGAUGCAGAUGCCAUUAUCCUGAAGAGUCUUCGCUCUCCUCUCCUGGGUGAAAAACGAAUCUUAUCUGUGUCAGAUCUCAGAAAAGCUAGCCUAGAUCCCGAUGGAACAUUCCUUCCAAAGCUAGUGAUACCGAAUCUGAUGGCAACAUGUGCUAUGCAAGGGACCGGUCAGCUGACGACAGCUGUUCCGGCAAACUCUAAAGACAAAGUGCGGCGCUCUACAAUUAGACAGAGUAUACCAGAUAGUCUUCCACAGCACGCAGCAUAUGCUGAUAUGACGGGAGCCACGUACCUGAGCCCCACAGUCACCUCAUUGAUCCUCAAGGAAUACGGUCUCGAGAUGUGCGUGAAUUUUCCACCUGAGCUCAAUGCACUUAUAGACGAGGUAUCUGCGCUGGAUCGUCUUGGCUUCCGUGUUGGGGAGACCGCACUCAAUGUCUGUCUUCAAAAGGCCAAGUACGAGACCCACGCAGAGGGUCUGAAGAUGCUUAUUUCUAGUUUAAAUAGUGCACUCCAGGACUUCCUUCCGUUGGUUGCGGGUUCCACUCCCGCUAUGGUGUCAGAUAUAAAGCGCAAAGCCAACUCCAUGGAGCUAAUAAGAAAGUCAGUAUCUAAGGCAGCCGUUGUUAUUCGCCCUGGCUUUGGUCCUCUGAACUGGAACUCACUUUCUGUGGACGACUACCUAGAGCGGGCGCUCUCUGCCUGCUCUGAACUUUCACAAAGCUGCCAGCAGAUUCUUAAGACAAUCAUGCUAAUGGAGCAGUGCAUAAAGGGUAUCACAAAUACCCGACUCAUCCCAACCCAGGCCGCUCUUCUUCUUGCAGGGGCGUCUACCAAUGCUCCCGCCCCAAUUACUGAGUCUGGCGCCGGUGGGGCCUCCACUCAGUUGGUUCCACCCGGAUCUAACUCAUCUGCCGCCGGCGAGCAUAAGCCAACCAUUGCGGAGAUAAUGGCGCGUGCAACACAGCUGAAGAAGAAGCAGCAAUUAGAAGGGAAGCGGCCAGACUCACCAACAACACUCUUCUUGGCCGCCCUAAAAUCUUUGGAGGCGCGCGGAAAGAUGGGAACUGAAGAGGAGUACGAGUCUAUCCCAACCAUGAGCCUCCCUGAGUUUAGCUCUCGUCUCGAAGAGUUUCGUGCCAAAUCUCUAAUGGGGAGUCUCGAGAAGUAUUAUUCUCUGGGUCCGCUGCUUGUUAAGAUUGAAGAAUUGUCCUUCGGCACCUCUACAGGAAAGUGUCCUGGGUUGCGCACGUACUAUGAGUAUUGGACAAAUCGUGUCUAUAACGCUCUGGUUGUCAUGAUAGGAACAGCUCUAAAGGACUUCUCUAUCUUGCUUCGUGGGGUUAACACUCAAUCUGAGCGUGAUUCGGCAAAAAGAAAUAGCAAGUAUCUCAGAGAUAGAUACACACCCCUUUUUCAACUCAAUCUCAGUCUCUCGUCGCCAGAGAUUAUCGUUACACCUUCUCUCUCGUCAAUUCUCAACACGCUCAAUAACCAGGUUGAGCAACUGGUUAAGGUAGCGUGCCCGUUCGUCAUCUGGAUCCCUGGCAGUAUUGCGAUGCAUGAGCCGGAGCCGGCGACGUCUGCCACAGGGGCUGAGAUAUUAUCUACUGAUGAGAACGCCACAUCUAUUCGCCGCAACGAGCUCUAUGGAUUUAAACGGAAGACGACUAAGCAGGGCGAUGGACAGGAUGUCGUCGACGCUUCGUCUACAGAGGAGGUUGUCGUGCGCUCCUACAGCCCAAGAGUCUCUCAACACUCAACCAUUACAAUGUUGGCCACCCAACUGAAGUCAAAGAUCCAGUCUUCCAUCCUAGACAUUCAGGAGUAUAUCCGCGCAUGGUCCCAUUAUGAGCAGAUUUGGAAAUCAAAUCGUCUGCCCAUUGUCGGCAGGUUUGCUGCUCUUUCGCCCAAUGCCAGCACCUUCGACUAUGUGCUGAGCUUCUUCACAGCAACAAUGGAUGUUUUGAAAGAUGCUCAUAAAGAAAAGAUGGCCAUAUACACCGAUAUACAGGCAGACACAGUGGAAGCAGAGGCUCUCACUAGCGCCAAUGACAUGUCCAGGCCUUCACGACCAUCUACGACAAAUCGACCCGGAAGUGCUGCUAGCGCAAGCGGUAAGAGCACUACCAAAGAUACAGCGGAUGGAGAUCCUCACGAUAGCGAGUCGCACACGUCUAUCCUUCCCACAAAGAGGCACAUGUACCUUUCGAGCAACUACAUUUACACUAUGUUUAAUUUAACUGCAGCCAACGACAACUUGAUUGACGCCAUACCGAUUAAUAACAGCAUAUCGAUCCAUCCUCCCAUUAAGGUUCUUUUUAACAUAGCGGUUUUGCAUGCAAACAGCCUUGUCAAGUCUAUCAUUCACGAGUGCCAGUUGUGGCGCGAGGCGAUAUGCAGAGCCAUCAUUGAAAAGGCCCGCCCAAUGCUGCUGGAUAGCUACAACGAGAUAGAUGAGGAGUUCAGAAAUUGCGUGGCACAGGCACGGGACUUAGAGUCCCUCAAGAUUGUUCUUUCCACCCUUCGCCGCGUUGCAAACAGGACCAUGUCCAUGGAGCUAACCUGGCUCGAGCUAGAGAGUCUCUUUGCCUUGCUUCAGGCGUAUAAUGCAGAGGUGCGGAUCAAGUUCGAUAAGUCCCUUCUGUCUGGAUCUCCAAAUCGCGGCAGUCGUGUAGGCAGUCCGACGCGUGGCAGCAACACUAGUCCACAGCUAACAGCUGAGCAGCUUGAGCAGCGUAAGCGUGACGCGGCUCUUUACUCUGCCCUUCAACCAUUUGUUCUGGAGUUUGAGAACGAUGAUCUGGGACCAAUCUUAGACCAAACCGACCUAGGCUGGUCCGGCUCGUCUCUCAGAGAACUUAUUAAUCUAUCGGAUACAGACCCGCGACUAUGCAAUGCAGAAAUAGGGGUUGCUUUGACCUCUGGCGCAGGUGGUGCAGGCACAUCCCUCACUUCAUCGCUGGAGAAUCUGACAAUAUUUACCUCUACAGAAGAGGGUGCAGCCGCCAUGGCAACCGCCGCUAAAAGCAAGAAGGCCAUGAAGACAACGAAUGUUCGCGUCUUUGAGCAGGAAAUUCAGGCUGCAUACGCCAUUCGCUCGCGCUGGGCGUCUUUGCUUUCCAUCGUGAAGGAGGUAGAUAGACUUCUAGUUGAGAUAAAGCGAAAGCAGGCAGAGGAAACAACCAAGCUUGCCCGUGUAUUUGAGAAGGAAAUGCACGCGUUCGUGAAAGAGUUUAACGAAGAGGGGCCGUAUCACUAUUUGUCUGUUUACUUUGAAGAGGUGGCUCAGCUGGAGCAGGAAGGGAAGAAGCACACUAAGACGCUGACGGAUAUUCUUGAGGACGUGUUCGAGUUGUACAAGGCAAGCAAGGAGAAGUUUGGCGCUAUCGUUGUCAAGAGAGACACUACUAUUUUGGCCCAGCGGCUCUUCAACCUAGAUCCAAUCAACUCUAUGAGUCUGACACCUAUUGAAAAGGAGCUCGAUGCAGAGGGGGCAAUCCUAGCGAUCUAUGAUCAGGUUAGGCAAACUUUCAAAGAGUGGGAUCGGCUCUACUUUUCGUCUCUUGAUCCCUCCAUGCUCGAGACAGGAUGUGAUGGGAUGCGCACCACGCUACGAAGACUUCCAGCCGAGUACAGGUCCCACACUAUGUAUGAGACCCUAGAUACUAUUCUGCGGAACUACAAAGACUCAAUACCGCUAUUACAGGACCUCAGGAAUGAUGCCUUGCGUGCCCGCCACUGGUUGCAGGUCGAACAGCUUACAGGCCAGACGCUCUUUAGUAAUGCAGAGCAAGCCCAGAACCUAACCCUCGGACAGCUCACGUCCUUGGAUCUUUCGCGGUACACCCAGCAGAUUAACGAGAUCGUUGUUGGCGCGCGGAAGGAGCUCUCUAUUGAAAAGGGCCUCGCAGACAUCGCGGAGGUCUGGACAAAAACCCGAAUGCCUGUCAAACGCUAUGAGAAUGCAAAGGGCCAAGACAGAGGCUUUAUCCUCAAAGCGCUCGAUGACAUCUUACUUAUAAUAGAAGAUAACUCCCUCAACCUCCAGUCCAUGUCUGCAUCGAAAUAUGUAGCACACUUCUCCAACGACGUACGCCUCUGGGAGAAGCGCCUCUCCAUCAUCUCGGAUGUUCUUGAGGCAUGGAUAAUAUGCCAGCGACAGUGGCUUUAUCUUGAAGGGAUUUUCAGUGGAUCUGAGGACCUGAAGGUGCAGCUCCCAGAAGAAGCCAAUCGGUUUGAGCGAAUAGAUAACUCAUACCUUAAGCUCAUGUCUGAAAUAGGCAAAACCAAUACCUCGGUUCUUGACGCUGCGCAGGCCAAUGGACGAUUGGCCCUUCUCAAGUCUCUCAUAGCACAGAUGGAGACGUGCCAGAAGGCUCUGACAGAUUAUCUGAACUCAAAGCGCUCUCUCUUCACUCGGUUCUACUUUAUUUCAGACGACGAGCUCCUCUUCCUACUCGGCAACAGCUCCGACCCGGCGCAGGUGCAGACGCAUCUACGGAAGAUGUUCGAGGGCGUCCAGACCUUCCAAUUCCAGCGCGGAGGCACCAACACAGUCAUUGCGGUGAACUCUCCAGAGGGUGAGUAUCUGCCACUCAAUCAAGCUGUUAGAAUAGAUUCGGCGACCAUGCCUAUUGAGACCUGGAUGACGGCCAUCGACAACGAGAUCAAGAACAGCAUGAAACUGCACAUCAAGACGGGGAUCUUUGACUUUGGAAAUAAUUACAAUUGCCAGACCCGAGUAGAGUGGGUCAAAAAGCACUAUGGUCAGGUAUCUCUUGUAGCCAGCAUGAUCUGGUGGGUGUUUGAUGCUGAGUCUGCCUUCAAGGAUUUGGAGGCGGGUGAAAACAUGGGUGCAAUGAAGGCCACCGCGUCCAGGUAUUCCCAACAGAUAGAGAAUCUUGUUCUAGAGAUACGCAAAAACCUCUCUAAGCACGACAGACUUAAGAUCAACACGCUGAUCAUCGAAGAUAUGCACAAUCGGGACCUCCUUGAUAGAUUUGUCAGAGAUAGCAUAAUAAGCGCAAGCAGCUUUGACUGGGAAAGCCAGCUACGCUUCUACUGGGACAGAAUCCAGGACACUAUUCUUGUGAAGCAGAGUUCAAAUAGCCCGAUCAUCUACUCGUACGAAUAUCUCGGGUUGACCACUCGCCUUGUUUUGACGCCGCUCACCGACCGAUGCAUCAUCACCAUAAACACGGCGCUCUCAAACUUCCUUGGCGGGGCGCCCGCUGGCCCGGCCGGCACAGGAAAGACGGAGUCGGUCAAGGACUUAGCCAAGCAACUAGGAAUAUUCUGUCUGAUUUUGAAUUGCUCGGAAGGCAUGGACUAUAAGUCAUUUGGUAGCAUACUCUCUGGUAUCUCUGAGUCGGGGGUGUGGCUUUGCUGCGAUGAAUUCAAUCGCAUUGAUGCCCCGGUCCUCUCGGUUAUCAGUGGACAGAUUAAGAUCAUCCAGGUCGGGCUGAUGGCCAUGGCAAAGGCGAUGAAUAGCGGAGAAACCAGUGGUCCAAACGUCGGCAGAAUCCAUCUAGAAGGGCGAGAGAUCGACCUGAAGCCUACAUCGUCCAUAUUCAUCACCAUGAACCCAGGGUAUGCAGGCCGUACAGAGCUGCCGGAUAACCUAAAGGCACUCUUCAGGCCGAUCAUCAUGACAAAGCCAGACAAUGCUAUUAUCGCAGAAGUUAUGUUUCUUGCUGAAGGCUUUCUCCAGAGUCGUGUUUUGAGCAAAAAGAUGACUGUGCUAUAUCAGCUUGCCAGUGAGCAAUUAUCGAAGCAAUACCACUAUGAUUUUGGCCUGCGUGCGCUGAAGUCUGUUCUGGUGAAUGCAGGAAAACUAAAGCGGUCUGACCCUGAUGCUAAUGAAGAGCUUCUGCUAAUGAGAGCUCUGCGUGAUAUGAAUCUACCGAAGUUCGUCUUCGAAGACGUUCCUCUUUUCAUGGGUCUUAUUAACGAUCUCUGCCCAAACAUCAAGCUCGAGGCAGGAGAGACGUCUGGCUCAGAGAGUGGUAAGAGCUCUCUCACCCAGAUUUACACCCCUGAGCAAGAGCAAGCGCUUCUUGAGCGAGGACCUGCGACAAUACGAGAGGCUGCCUACUUGAGCCUCAAAGAAAGUGGCUACGAGCUUCUUCCCAACCAGCUCUUAAAGGUUGAGCAGACAUAUGAAACAAUGCAGGCUCGGCACUCGGUGAUGAUUGUAGGUCCCUCACAAGGUGGUAAGUCGGUUAUUUUGAAUACCUUUGCAGCUGCAAAUACAAAGCUCGGAUGCAAGACAGUCUUCACCACGAUCAAUCCUAAGGCAAUUCCCGUUUCUGAGGUCUAUGGUGUCCUCAAUCCAGACACCAGAGAGUGGAUUGACGGUUUACUAAGCAAGAUUUUCCGGAAUAUCAACGAUCCUAGUUUCUACCUCACAAAUCCCAUGAUUGCAAACGCUGUAGCCACAAAUCCUAGUUCUAUCCUCGUGCCAAUUCUCUUCGAUGGUGAUGUUGACGCUAUAUGGAUAGAGUCGAUGAACUCCGUCAUGGACGACUCCAAGCUCUUGACACUGCCCAACUCUGAACGUAUAAGGCUCCAGGACUGGUGUAAGCUCCUUUUCGAGGUCUCCGAUCUCCAGUAUGCCUCGCCAGCCACUGUGUCUCGGUGCGGAAUGGUGUGGGUCGAUACAAAGAAUCUAGGCUACGAGCCGCGCUUUAAACGCUGGAUUCGUGAACGCUUUGAUAACUCAUUGAGUCGCCGAAGCCUUGACGACACAGGCUCUCAACCUAACAGGGCAAAAGAUUCUGUGCCAGAUGUCGAUACAAGCUCUCAGGAGGAGGCCAAGCAGCUUAUAAUGAGCUUGUAUGAGAAGUAUAUUCCUCCACUUAUUGACUACGUCCUCAACGGCGUGAAGCUGAACUCGAGCACUGGACAGAUAGAGGUGGUCUCCCCAUUGCGCCUUAUUUAUGCCACAUCUGAUAUUAGCAUGGUAUCGCAAUUUUGCAACAUCUUCGAUGACAUAGUCAAGAAGGCUGAGCAAUGCAAGCACGACGAAAUUCUUUACUCAAAGUCAGCAGCAGAGGAGGAAGACCCGUUGGUCAACAAGCCUGGUGAUAAAGGCGAUUCUUCUCAGCCUUUCCGCUUUGCAGAUCUUAAUGAUCCAAUGACUCUUGAGGCUCUGUUCAUCUUUACCCUUGUUUGGUCUAUUGGUGGCCUUAUACAUGACCAGGACCGGACAAAUUUCGACCUGUACCUCCGCGAGCUCUCUGGGCUACCGCUUAAGUCUGGAAUCAGCGUUGCAGAGACCGUCUCAUCAUCCCACCUCCCGGGCGGAAUGAUAACAGCGAGUGGUGGGUCUACCCUCGGGGCACAACAGACGUCAACCCUUUAUGAUUUCUACUUUGACUUGAAACGCAACUACUGGUGUCCGUGGAGCCAGUUUGUUAAGCCUUACACCCCGCCGAGCGACGGGAGGUUCAGUUCUAUCAUUGUCGCCACGCUUGACACCGUUAGAAAUUCAUGGCUUCUCGACACCAUGAUGAGAAAUGAUCGCAACGUGCUUUUCAUUGGUGAGUCAGGUAACGCUAAGACGACGAUUGCGAAAUCCUUCCUCAACUCUCUUUCUCCCGAUCACUACAUCACCCUAGGACUCAACUUUAGCUCCCGGACGAUGUCUAUCGACAUUCAGGUCGCCCUUGAGGACAACCUUGACAGGCGGUCGAAAGACACGCUAGGCCCACCCGGAGGCCGCAAAAUGAUUCUCUUCACAGAUGAGCUGUCUAUGCCCGUGGUGGAUACCUAUGGGACUAUGCAGUCUAUCGCUGCCCUGAAGCUGCUUGUAGAGAAGAAGGGUCUUUUUGACAGAAAUCCCAAGUCUCUGAUGUGGAGGAAGAUCUUGGAUGUCUAUAUUCUUGGCUGCCUGAAGCCAGUGGGUGGAUCGAGCAAUAAGCUUGACCCGCGCUUUGUGUCCAACUUCUCGGUCCUCAACAUAUCUACACCUAUUGAAGACAGUCUGAAUCAUAUAUAUAAUUCUAUUCUCGUUACCCACAUGAAGGAUUGCAAUUACCAAUUCGAUAGCUCAGGAGACCCAGAGAACAAUCUCAGGCACAUAACCACCAUCUCAAAGAAAAUCACAGCGGCAACUCUCAGUGUAUACAACACAAUUCUUCAUACUCUGAGUCCAACGCCCUCGCGCUUUCACUACUUAUUUAACCUGCGCGAUCUGAGCAGGGUUUACGAAGGCCUCUGUAUGGCUCUCCCGGAAAAGUUUCCUACCUUUGCAUCCCUGGUCAAGCUGUGGAAGAAUGAGUUCAUGCGUGUAUUUGCCGAUCGACUGAUCUGUCCAGAGGACCAUGCUGUGGUGUCUCAGCAACUUACAACGAAGAUAGCCGAGUUCUUUGGAGAUGUAGAGGGCAUUGAAAGCGUUGCAAAGGAGCCCUUAAUUUACGGCGACUUCCGCGAGUUGCCUCUGCUGCUAGACAACUACGAGGCAGUCAAGAUGGGCGUUGACCCGGAGAACAAAUGCUUCAGGAUGUAUGAAGAGCUGAUUGAAGGAAAUCCGAUUCAGCGUGAUGCAGACCCUGCUGUACCAGAUGAGGCAGACCAGGGUGCUACUGUGGUGGAUAAUAUAGAGGAACGAGAAGAAGGGGACGGCGAGGAAGACCUCAAUGAGGAUGGCACGGUCAAUUUGAAUAGCAUGGCCACUUCAGUCGUCGAUACAGCUCCCAAAAAGGAGGCUAGUGCAGAGGAUGACCCAUACCGCCUUGUGCGUCAGCUCGGCCAAAUGGGUUUAGAAGCAUACAAUCGUUUUAUGCGGCCUCCCCUUGUGGGCAUCGUGCUCUUUGACGACGCCCUCUCUCACUUGGUUAAGCUACACCGCAUGCUGCGUACUCCUCGGGGCUCAAUGCUUCUUGUUGGUUAUGGAGGAUCUGGAAGACGCUCCCUCACUAAGCUUGCUGCGUUCAUGUGUGGCUACGGGAUAUUUGAGAUUACACUAAGCCGCUCCUAUGGUGAAAAUGAAUUUAAAGAGGAUCUCAAAGAGAUAUAUCGUCGCUUAGCGCCUCCGAAGAAUAAGGACCAACAGAUUGUCUUCUUGUUCACCGAUCAGCAUGUUGCAGAGGAGAGCUUUUUAGAGUACAUCAACUCAAUUCUAACGACAGGCUCAGUUCCAGCGUUGUUCUCGGAUGAUGAGCGCGAUGCAUUCAUAAACCAAGUGCGGGCAGACGCCCUAAGCAACGGGUGCCCCGACACGCGUGACUCGUUAUGGUCAUAUUUCGUCAACUCUUGCCGUGACCGUCUCCACGUCGUUCUUUCCAUGAACCCUGUUGGAAACACGCUACGUGUGCGCUGUAGGAACUUCCCUGGCCUCGUGAGUUCCUGCGUCAUAGACUGGUUCAGCGCGUGGAACGACGAUGCGCUCCGAUCGGUUGCUCGCUAUGCUCUUGAACUGUCAGAUCAUCAGAAGCUGGAAAUAGUAGAGAACAGCGUCUUUGUGUCUGGGAACGAUCCUCAAGGAGAGGACAUUCUAAACAACAAGGAGAGACUCGCUGACCUGAAAAAGAAACUGCUGAAUAACAUAAUAGAAACAUGCAUCAUGUUCCACAACCACACAGUCAACCUUUCAGAGACCUAUUGGGCCCGUAUACGUCGCCGUAAUUUCGUAACACCUCGGAACUUUGUUGACUUUCUUACGAGUUAUUUGUCGCUGCUACAAAAGCUGCGACAGGACUGUGAUGGUGACAUCAAUCGGUUUUCACAGGGUCUGCAGAAACUAUCCCAGGCUGAGUCUGAGGUUACUGAACUCCAGACAACGUUAAACGAACAGUCUGUUAUUCUGGAAGAGAAGACAAAGGCGUGCAAUGAAAUGGUCGCUGCUAUUGAGAAGCAGUCUGUGGAGACAGCUAAGCUCCAGAAGGAAGCGGCUGAGACAGAAAAGGAACUGAAGAUUCAAGAGCAGGAAAUCACUGUCGAGAAGGGAGAGGCAGAGGAGCAGCUGGCAGCCGCAAUACCUGCACUAGAGGCUGCUGAGGAAGCACUCAAUAACUUGGAUCCGUUAGCAAUUGCAGAAAUCAGGGCUUUCACCAACCCACCCAACGCAGUCCGUCAGAUCUCGGAGUGUGUUGUUGUUUUCAUGAAGCAGGACACAGACCCCAACUGGCAGAAAGCCAAGAGCCUUAUGAGCGGUAAUUUUAUCUCUGACCUCAAAACCUUCGACAAAUCUCUUUUGCGUGACAAGACAGUGAAGUAUGUAGAGACCAAGUACCUCAGCAAGAAGGACUUUGGGCGCGAGGUUAUCGAAAAGGUGUCAAAGGCAGGCCUCUGCCUCUAUGACUGGGUUACAGCCAUGGUCAAGUACUACGCUGUAGCGAAAGAUGUGGAACCUAAGAAGAAGCGGGUUGCUAAGCUUGAGGAGCAACUUGAACAGAGCUCCAAGGACCUAGCCCAGCUUCAAAGCAAGAUCUUAUCAUUAGAGGAAGACUCCAAACGCCUACGCGAUCAGUUGCAGGCUGCACAAAAUGAGCAACAGGAGUUGGCAGAUAGCGCUGCCCUUAUGGCCAAGCGACUCGAUGCUGCUAAGCGGCUCAUUGCUGGGCUGGGCACUGAGAAGGUACGAUGGGGCCAAGCUGCAGACAAACUCCGGGAAAACCGGAGAAAACUCGUGGGCGACUGCCUUGUUGCAGCAGCCAAUUUGUCCUACUCUGGUAGCUUCACCUACGAAUAUCGAUUGAAACUUGUCUAUGAACACUGGUGUUUAGAAGUUGUUGAUAAGCACAUUCCAUCGUCCAUCGAAGUAACAGAGACAUAUGAGAUCGAUCAGGAGACUCAGCAGCAGACUAAGAAACGUUUGGUCAACCGGUCCUACAAGCCAGAGCUCUUACUGACUACAGAUGUGGAGAUCCUGAAGUGGAAUAGUGACGGUCUUCCAAGCGAUGACCUAUCUGUACAAAAUGGUGUGCUAAUAACGCGAACACCAAAGUGGCCGUACGUUGUCGACCCACAGCUUCAGGUUAACAGGUGGAUAAAGGAAAAGGAGAAGGGGUCGAAGCUCAUUGUUCGGUCUGUUAAUGACGACGACGUUGUAAAGCAACUGGAGCUAGCAAUUACCUAUGGGUCUCCUUUCCUUCUGGAGAACUGUGCAGAGCAGCUGGAUCCGAUUCUAACCCCAAUUCUUGAGAAGGACAUACGCGACUCUUCUGGUCGGAAGUACAUCAUUCUGGGCGACAAGGAGGUUGACUAUGACAUGAACUUCAGGCUAUUCAUGACGACAAAGCUUCCCAACCCGUCUCUCUCUCCCGACAUGUUCGGUCUAGUCACGGUGGUGAAUCACCUUGUCACCGAGUCCGGUCUCGAGAGUCAGCUUCUGAACGCAGUUGUUCGCCGAGAGAGGCCAGACCUGGAAUCAAAGCGAAUGAACCUUGUUAAGAACAUGUCACAGGCCAACUCCUUGCUGAAGUCUCUUGAGGAAACGCUUCUCAGAGAGCUUUCUUCGGCAACAGGCGUUAUAGUUGACAACACAAGCCUCAUCCAAACCUUGGAGGAGACAAAGAGCAAAGCAACAGAGCUUCAGGCUAACUUGGAGGUUAUGACUGUCACUGCAGAGGAGAUCAACGUAGCACGCAACCAGUACUCUGCGGCUGCCUUGCGCGGAACAUGCUGCUUCUUCGUUAUGUAUGGUUUGGGUACGAUCAGCGCCAUGUACCAGUACUCUCUUCAGGCAUUCAACGAUAUUUUCUCAAAAUCCUUGGCAGAAGCCCAGACAGACCCGGUAGUGGAGGUGCGGUUAAACUACAUUAUUGACAAGCUCACUGAAAAUGUCUAUUCCUAUGUCACUACCUCUCUUUUUGAACGGCACAAGCUCAUGUUCAGCUUCCAAUUGUGUACGAGCAUCAUUACCACUGAGUAUCCUCCAGAUACUAUUCCAAGUGCGGAGCUCUCGUUCUUCAUUAAGGGGGACAUAAGUUUGGAUCAGUGUACCGUUGUGUGCAAUCACCAAUGGAUAAGUGCAAGUGGCUGGAAAGACCUGGUGAAGCUUCAGAGUAUCUUCAGCUCCCUGCAGAUCGACCAAAGCCGUGAGGAGACAUUCAUAGGAACAGUGAAGGCAAGGAGAAACGACAUCUUAGAUAAUGAACUAAGCAAGAAGUACCCUACCAAGACCUGUGAUAUCUUCAAGGAUCUGCUAGAGAACAUCAACAAAACCAAUGCGAAUGAGUGGAAGGCAUACUGGGAGGACGACAGACCGGAGCUUCUGCCGCUCCCAGGAGUUUAUAGUGACAACCCUUUCAUAACAGAUCUGCAGAAGCUAUGUAUUCUUCGCUGCCUGAGACCAGAUCGUGUGUAUAUUGCGGUGCAGCUCUUUGUUGCCAGCGUCCUCGGUGAGAAGUUCGUGAGCCCACCAAUCACUAUCUAUGAGAACAUCUAUGCACAAUCCAGUAGGUCAACACCCAUGUUAUUUAUCUUGUCGCCUGGAUCAGAUCCCAUCAUCGAGAUAACUAAGCUGGCACAAAAGCAAGACUUUUACGGAUCCCGCUUUAAGUUUGUGGCGCUCGGACAGGGCCAGAGCCCUGUGGCAGAGGCAUAUCUUAAGCAAGCCAUCUCCCGGGGCCACUGGGUACUUUUGAUGAAUUGUCACCUGCUUCCCAAAUGGCUCAAAACCCUUGAGAAGAUUCUGGAAGGACCCAUGAAUGCAGAGCAGGUCAUUCAGAUGCAGAAUCAGAUAUUUGAGGCAGCGAAGCUGGAGUCCGAGAACACUGGACAACCGAUUCCUCAGGAGCUAAUAGACAAUCAAGUUGUCAAUCAAAUUAACAAGCAGGUUAACCCCGAUUUUCGCAUCUUCCUCACCACGGAGCCUACAACCGACUUUCCUCUGUCGAUUGUGAGCAACAGCAUCAAGGUGACAACGGAGCCUCCGUCGUCUCUCAAACUAAAUAUGGUCCAAACGUUUUCCAAGAUAACAGAUGACCAGAUAAUGGAGUGCCCGUCGCCGUACUUUAAGCCUCUGGUGUACACCCUUGCUUUCUUCCACGCAACCAUCCAGGAACGACAGAAGUUUGGAAAGUUGGGAUGGAAUGUCAAUUAUGAUUUCAACGCCAGCGACUUCACCAUAUCGUUUGAGAUUCUUAAGACGUUUCUAACAAAGACAUACCUUGCCGGCAAGGACAUCCCGUGGGGAAGCCUUAAGUAUUUAAUCGGGCUCUGCAUGUACGGUGGGCGUGUUUCAGACAACUAUGAUAGGAGGGUUCUGUCUGUAUACAUGGACGAGUAUCUAGGAGACUUCCUAUUUGAUACCCACAAUCCCUUUAGCUUCUACUACAAAAAGGCAGUUGCGCAGGGUGACACGGACUUUGAUUACGCGCCUCCCCCAAUAGUAUUGAUUGAAAACAGUGGUAACCAGGUAGUCGUCCUUACGGAAAUGAUAACUAAGCUGGUCAAGUACAGCAUCCGCAAAUAUGGUGCCGCUGGCCUUCCAGGGUGGACCCCGCAGAUGUCUGCUACUAACGAAGUACACGUCACAGAAUACAUAAAUAAUGUUCUCAAGGAAACGACAUCUCUUAAGGACUGCUACGAGACGUUCUAUAUUAAUCGCAUCCCGCUUUUAACGUCACCACAGGUUUUCGGACUACACAGCAACGCAGAAAUCUCGUAUCUAGAGACAUCUGCACGAGAGAUGUGCGUCUGCCUGGCUGAGCUGCAACCACGGAGCGCCUCGGGAGAGUCUGGCUCCAGAGAAGACUAUUUAAAGAGCCUUUGCGAGUCCCUCGAAAACCGCAUCCCUGGUCCAUUUGAUAUGAGCCAAGCACGAAAGAAGUUCAAGGUCCUCACGCCCACGGACAUCGUACUCCUCCAGGAGAUGGAGCGCUUCAAUAUGCUUGUUGUGACCAUUGCUAACAGCAUCAGCGAACUUCUAAAAGCGUUGGCAGGUGAAAUAGGUAUGAGUGAGCAGCUGGAUAACAUAGCGAACUCAUUCUUUAUCGGUCAGAUACCUCAAGGAUGGUUAAGGUUUGCACCCCAAACGCUAAAGAUGCUUAGCAACUGGAUCCAGCAUCUGAUGCGACGCGCAGACCAGUACAAGCUGUGGUACACCCAAGGAGAACCUGCAGUCAUGUGGUUGAGUGGUCUGCACAUUCCCGAGUCAUAUUUAACUGCACUGGUGCAGAUCACAAGUCGUAUCAAGAAAUGGCCUCUUGAUAAAAGCUCGCUCUUCACCACUGUAACUAAGCUUACUAGUCUGGAUGAGCCUCCGGAGAAGCUGGAGUUUGGGUGCUAUGUUAGUGGAUUGUUCUUGGAGGGCGCCACAUGGGAUACAGCGAGAGAUUGUCUAGCGUUCAGCAACAAAAAGGAGCUGAUAACUCAGCUUCCGUUUGUGCAAAUAGUUCCAGCUGAGGCCUCGCGGAUCAAACUGCGUGGUCAGUUUAAGGCCCCUGUUUAUGUCACCACUGCCAGAACGAAUGCAGCAGGCAAAGGCCUUGUGUUCAGUGCCGAUCUUUCAUCAACCGAGCACGAGUCUCUCUGGGUUCUUCAAGGAACAGCUGUUAUAUUGAACGAUAAUUAG
Molecule: messenger RNA, 16653 nt
Organism: Giardia duodenalis
Lineage: Eukaryota; Fornicata; Diplomonadida; Hexamitidae
Product: IAD-1alpha dynein heavy chain
Exons: 1
Coding region: 1-16653 (5550 amino acids)
Biological process (GO): microtubule-based movement
Cellular component (GO): axoneme; dynein complex
Molecular function (GO): ATP hydrolysis activity; dynein intermediate chain binding; minus-end-directed microtubule motor activity
Source: RefSeq, a predicted model, not a curated record